GUUGGAAAGGCAACUUGCGGCCUUGCGAGGGGAAGAGAAGUCGCCAGCCAUUACAGUGGACGUGACGAUGCAUCCGAUACACCAUGGCGUUCAGACGGAGUUCACGCACAUGCUUGAUGUCCUGGAAUCAGACACGGCGAAACCGUUCAUCAUUCCCAUCCUUGGCCUGUUGAUAGGUAUCUUUAUGAUGAACCUUCACAGAUGCGCAAAGUUGGAUCACAUGGAGUCGAUCUCCACGGUGGGAAAGCUGGUCCUCUACUUCGGGGCCCAGUCCUUCAUGAACAUCUUCAUGGGCUGGGUGUUCCGUACGCACGUGACUCUAGAGAAGGGCUAUGUGUUGCCCAAUGGCAAGACUUUGGAAAACGAUCUGCACGGUUGCCCCGUAGGCUUUGCCUUAACUGCGAUGCAGCAGGUGAUCUCCUUUCUGUGUUUCAUCAUUGUGUAUGGUUUGCUGUAUUAUACUCCGUACAAGAUUGAAACGAAGCGACUCACUUCAUGCAAUGAGGUCAUUAGCAUUUGCAUCUUUGGAAGUGUCUUCGCUUUGAACAUUGCCUUGAACAACUUCAGUUUGGGGUACAUCAGCAUUGCCGUGAACCUCAUCAUCCGGUCCUGCUUGCCCCUGACCACCUUCAUGUCACAGCAAGGGUUAGCGAUGUUCGGUCUCUAUCCGUUCAAACCUUGCCGGAUUGCUGAGAUUGGAUUGAUGACGCUGGGUGUGUGCUUUGCGGCACUCUUUACCAUUGCCAAGAUUAUGGGCUCUGCUGAGAAGGGACACUCCUCCUCCAACAUGGUCCUGGGUGUGGUGAUAUGCAUUUUGUCCCUGCUCUGCGGAUCCUUAAACCUGGCCUUGGCUGGCGUGCUGGGAGAGAUGAAGAUGAGCGUUUAUGAUACGGUGGCCUACAUGUCAGUGCCCGCCACCAUCUUCCUUGUGCCCUUUGCGGUGUUCUUGGAGAAGCCCGUGCCUGGACAAUGGCCCGAGGUCUUCAACACGGAGGAUGCCACGGAUUUCAUGAUUCUCCGUGAGGUGAUGCGCAUCGCUCCCGGGACCUUCGCUCUCUUCGCGCUGAGUGGAGUGUUUUCCUUCAUGUAUAACAUUGUCCAGUUCAGCAUCGUGCACACGCUUUCGCCAUCAGCCACGGCCUUUGGCGGCAACUUCAACAAGGCUGCGCUGGUCUUGUUGACCUUGACCCUGCCCUUCCUGCAGGUACAUUCAUUGCCUGGCAGCCCGUACAUUGAGGUGAUUUGGUUCGCCGUCAUUGGCAACGUCAUCGCCUUUAGUCUAUACAGCUAUUUGCAGAUUCUGGAAAAGGAGAAAGCCAAGAUCGCUGCGGCAGCUGAUGAGAAGACCGGCUUUCUCUCCGAGCAAGAAGAGGACUGGGAGGAAUCCACCUCAGAGGAGUCUGCCGGGAUGUGUGGUACCUGAUGGCUGCGCCAGUCUCAAUUCAGUGGUGUUCUCCCGUAAAGAAGGAGAGAACUUUAAGAAAAAAACUUGGAUUCAGUGCAUUGUAAGAUCUUC
Messenger RNA from Cladocopium goreaui, 1516 nucleotides. The record is from the annotation of a GenBank genome assembly. Lineage: Eukaryota; Dinophyceae; Suessiales; Symbiodiniaceae.